GUAGUGCAAGACAAGAGUGCUGUACCACAAUGACCAGAAGACUGACUGCUUUGUUUCUUCUUAGUACAGUGUCCCUGAUUCUAACUGAAGAGGUCCCUCAACAGAUCUCUUUGACUGUGCUUGAACUUGGUGAUAAUUUUACUCUGACGUGUACAUUCGUGCAAAAUGAAGCCGGGAUUUUUUACUGGUAUAAGCUGAAGCCUGGAUAUAUGGUUCAAACAGUUGCAGCAGGAACUUUUAACACAGUAACACUUACAGGACAAUUCGUCAACUCAAGAUUCACAAUCACAAACGUGAACUCUGAGUAUAUUCUUAACAUCAGAAAUGUCAGCAAAGACGAUGAAGCAACAUACUUCUGUCAAGCAGGAUCAGCAUACAAGAUGGGAUUUGUUAAUGGCACACUUUUGGCUGUAAAUGAUCAUAAAAAUCUGCAGAAAUCUUUCUACGUGAAACAAAUUCCAGACACUGAGUCGGUCCAGCCGGGCGACUCAGUGACUCUCCAGUGUUCACUUAUCUCCAAAAACAAAGAAAACACAGAUCAGUGUCCAGGUAAACAGAAUGUGUACUGGUUCAGAUCUGGAUCUGGAGAAUCUCAUCCCGGCAUCAUUUACGCUCACAGUGAUGAAGAAGAGGAAAGAAGUUGUGACUACAGUCUGUCCAAAACUAUACAGAGCUCCUCUGAUACUGGGACUUACUACUGUGCUGUGGUCACAUGUGGAGAGAUCCUGUUUGGUGAAGGAACCAAAGUGGAAACAAGUACAAAAAUGGGACCCAGUUAUCAUCAUCCUCGGGAUCCUGCUGGUUCUCUGCCUGAUUGUGAUUGUCAUCCUUAUUUUCUCAAGAAACUGAAGGAUGGCGAAGCAGACGCAUUGAGCUAUUCGACCACUGGAUUUCUCUACAAUGAAAAGCAAGAAGACGAAGAAAAAAAGAGACAACAGUUGCAACGAUAAGCACGUCUUCUGUUUGGGUGAAAUCCACUGAAAAGGAAUUCAGCUCUUUGUUAUAAGAAAGCCAUCUCAACAUGUAAUGGAAAAGUGUUACAGAAGCAUGCUCCAGCCUUAACUUGUGUUUGCUAAUGUGCUUUGAUGAAAUAAUAAUAGAUAUAUCUGUUGAUGCUUGGAAGACAGAGUGCUUCAUGAAUCAUUGUUCAAAGUUUAAAUAAAAAAAAGGAUAA
This is a messenger RNA of Sebastes umbrosus (honeycomb rockfish), 1174 nucleotides long. RefSeq lists its product as uncharacterized. The transcript has 6 exons. Bases 30 to 950 code for a protein of 306 amino acids. Gene Ontology annotation, biological process: response to bacterium. The record is from RefSeq and is a predicted model, not a curated record. NCBI's taxonomy places the organism in Eukaryota, Metazoa, Chordata, Actinopteri, Perciformes, Sebastidae.